Fraxinus pennsylvanica is the source of this 669-nucleotide messenger RNA. NCBI's taxonomy places the organism in Eukaryota, Viridiplantae, Streptophyta, Magnoliopsida, Lamiales, Oleaceae. The record is from the annotation of a GenBank genome assembly.
AUGGAGCGUUACACAGACGAGGAACAAACUGAGGAUUACCUCUUCAAGAUUGUUUUGGUUGGUGAUUCAGCUGUUGGUAAAUCAAAUUUGCUGGCUAGAUUUGCUAGAGAUGAGUUUUACCCUAAUUCAAAAUCAACUAUUGGAGUAGAGUUUCAGACUCAGAAGAUGAAUAUUAAUGGGAAAGAAGUCAAGGCUCAGAUAUGGGACACAGCAGGUCAGGAGCGGUUCAGGGCUGUUACAUCUGCAUAUUAUAGAGGUGCAGUUGGAGCUCUUCUGGUCUACGACAUCAGUCGACGCCAGACCUUUGAUAGCAUUGGCAGAUGGCUUAAUGAACUUCACACUCAUUCUGACAUGAACGUAGUUACAAUACUUGUUGGAAAUAAGUCCGACCUCAAAGAUGCUCGGGAGGUCACAACUGCUGAAGGCAAGGAUUUGGCUGAGGCACAAGGCCUGUUCUUCAUUGAAACUUCAGCUCUAGAUUCCUCCAAUGUUGCUGUUGCUUUUCAGACGGUAGUCAAAGAGAUUUACAACAUUUUAAGUCGGAAGGUUAUUCAAUCUCAAGAACUCAAACGCAAAGAUCCUGGCUGGAUGGCAGAUGGGAAAACUGUAGUUUUACAGGCUGAGGGUACACAAGAAGUGGAUGGACAUGCGAAGAACGGUUGCUGUUGA